Messenger RNA from Paramuricea clavata, 6198 nucleotides. Lineage: Eukaryota; Metazoa; Cnidaria; Anthozoa; Malacalcyonacea; Plexauridae. The record is from the annotation of a GenBank genome assembly.
GGGGGAUAGUGAAUGGCCAUUACUGCAUGCAAUGUCUCUGUGUAGUUUACACCUUAGUUCAAACCUUUGUGUGUUUUAGCUGGUUAUGGAACGUUUAUGGAGAAGGAAAUUUUCGAGCAGCCAGAAAGUGUGAUCAACACCAUGCGGGGACGAGUUGAUUUUGACAAUUACAAAGGUAAUCAUUUUGUGUGUGGGCACAAUCACAAUAAUUUAUUCCGCUUUUAAUUGGGAUCUUCAUCAGUGAUAAUAAUGCAGUAUUUUACUUCAGAGGACGAUUUCGAGAUACCCUAAAUGUAAACUACUUCCAAUAACGUGAAUGAAUAUUUUGAUUCUUCUCCAACAGUAACUCUUGGUGGUAUGGUACAAUAUGUGGAUGUCAUCAGAAGAUGUCGUCGUCUUCUUCUCAUCGCUUGUGGCACUAGUUAUCACAGCGCUUUAGCGGUAAAAUAUUUCUUUAUGUUACUAAUGUUUUACUGUUUGUAUUUAGUUUUGAGAUGAUCCUUACUGGAUCUCUAGGAAGAACUGUUUAGAACUGAUAGAGUUAUCCAGUAUAAAUAAAGUUAGUUUAGUUUAGGUUUCCUCCUGUAGUGACACUGGAUCAAUACGAGAUGAUCCUUACUGGACCUCUAGGAAGAACAGUUUAGAACUGAUAGAGUUAUCCAGUAUAAAUAAAGUUAGUUUAGUUUAGGUUUCCUCCUGUAGUAACACUGGAUCAAUAAGAGAUUAUCCUUACUGGACCUCUAGGAAGAACAGUUUAGAACUGAUAGAGCUACCAAGUAUAAAUAAAGUUUCCUGCAGUGACACUGGAUCAAUACGAGAUGACUUGUACUGGACCUCUAUGGAGAACAGUUUAGAAAGGUUGAGCUGUAGUAACACUGGAUCGAUGAUGUCAUUUUUAGACUCGUCAACUGUUGGAAGAACUCACAGAACUGCCAGUUAUGGUGGAGCUGGCAAGUGACUUCUUAGAUCGAGCCACGCCCAUAUUCCGUGAUGAUGUAUGCUUCUUUAUCAGCCAAUCAGGUUAGUAAAAUUUUUGCCAGCAAUUUGUUCGCGGUUCGUUAUAGGGCAAGGGCUUGAAGCUGACCUAUAUUCACCCAAUUCUCAGAUAGCUCACAUGCCUAGUUACCAGAACCUGUUACAAAAGUAACUAAACAUUUAAAUUAUAUAUGUGAGUGAAGUGGGUGCCUGAUCUGGUCUUUGUAUCCCUUUAACUUUUCUAGGCGAAACGGCUGACACGUUGAAUGCGUUACGUUACUGCAAAGAACGCGGUGCUCUAUGCAUUGGGAUUACCAACACAGGUAGGCCAAGGAUAACAAUUGAGAUAUAUACAUGACUGAGGGUAUGUUUACAAACUAAAAUAUUUCCCAUAUUUUAUUGCAGUCGGAAGCACUGUAUCACGUGAGACAAAAUGUGGUUGCCAUAUCAAUGCAGGACCAGAGAUUGGCGUGGCUAGCACAAAGGUAAACUUAACUGACUUUAUUUAUACUGGGUAGCUCUAUCAGUUUUAAACUGUUCUUCCUAGAGGUCCAGUAAGGAUCAUCUCUUAUUGAUUCAGUGUUACUACAGGAGGAAACCUAAACUAAACUAACUUUAUUUAUACUGGAUAACUCUAUCAGUUCUAAACUGUUCUUCCUAGAAGUCCAGUAAGGAUCACCUCUUAUUGAUCCAAUGUUACUACUGUUUAGCAGGAAACCUAAACUAAACUAACUUUAUUUAUACUGGAUAGCUCUAUAAGUUCUAACUGUUCUUCCCUUAGAAGCCCAGUACAACGUACAAAUUAUCUUGCUUGUAUUUUAGGCGUAUACAAGUCAGUUUUUAACUUUGGUUAUGUUUGGUUUGAUGGUGAGCGCUGACAGAAUUUCAAAGAUGGAGCGAAGAAAAGAGAUUAUCGACGCUAUGAAGGCUCUCCCAGGUGAGCUAUCCGACUGGUUUGAGCAUCACUUUAGGAUUCGGAUAUCAUGUUGAACGCGAUCUGUGGCGGUGUGGGCCAAUGAUAAGAUUAUAAUACUAUUGUUAUUGUUAUGAUAACUUCCAAAUGAAGAUACUUUCAAGUUUCAAGGUUACUUAAAUCAUGAUUACUAGAUUGCAUUGAUAUGGAAGGGACUAGACUCCGGAAUAUCGCAUACUCGAACCGACCUGACCGCGUAGCUCAGUUGGCAGAGCAUUGGGCUAGUAUUCCAAAGGUCAUAGGUUCGAUUCCCACCGUGGCCAGGCAUAUUUUUCAAGCUCGCCCGGUGUGGAUAUACACUCAGAGUAACAUCACAAGCAUCAUUACUUUCAAGGUGUCAGAAAUAUACGAAAACCUCGACCCUGAUACCACUACCCAGAAAACGUCGACCGUGAAAAACGCCGAGCCUGAAAACACAGACCCUUCUUUCCAUCCUACAUUCCCUUUAAGAUUUGGGACGGCUAGGAAGGGUGCACCCCUCAUGCAGGCCCUGCACUCCCCCCAGUACACCCAUCCCUGUUGCAGCCUUUCUCGUAUCCGUUGUAAGAUUUUCAGUUUCCUAACGAAGUUGUUGUUAUUUAGAACUUAUCAAAGAGGUGCUGAAAGUGGAUGGGGCGAUUAAAGAACUAGCGAAAGAGCUGUAUGAACAAAAGAGUUUAUUGAUUCUUGGUCGAGGCUACAACUUUGCUACGUGCCUGGAAGGAGCUUUGGUGAGGAUUAAGAAUGCAAACUUUAUUUAUACUGGAUAGUUGUGUCAGUUCUAGACUGUUCUCCCUAGAGGUCCACUUCGUGAGGAAACUGGAAUACCUGGGGAAAACCUCUAGUGUUUGAUAGAGUCGGCCUGGAAGAACUUUUCUCACUUGCAACUAAAAUAGACAAUUCCCAUUACAUACUAAUUUUAAAACAAAGCAAGGAGAUGCAAAUAAAUCACCACAGCUAGAAAGAGCAUACUAAAAUGAGUAAAAUAAAGAGAAAGAGCAUACUAAAAUGAGUAAAUAGCCUUGCAAAAAGUUUGCAAAUUUUGUGCACUUUUGUAUUGCGUAAAUUGCUACUAUUUUUGCAUUUUACAACAUUUCGCAACCAAACUUUGCAAUUUUACUAAUUUUAUGUAUGCUCAUGUAUGCUCUUUCCAGGAAUACACUUUUUUUGCCAAGAUAAAAAAAUAGUCUAUAAUGCAUGAGAAUUGUCUAUUAUGCAGCUCAAUAUUUGGGAAUCGAAUCCUUGUCACCGAAAUGAAAGACAAUUCUAACCACUGUACCAUGAAUACCUCUCUGAAGCUUUCCACAUGGAUAGGGUUCAAAGGAAGAGUAAAGACACUAUUCUGUGAUAUACAUAGAUGAGGAAAUUCUGAAAUCAUACUGACUUCAUUUUAUCAUUGGUUAUAGAAAGUCAAGGAGCUGACAUACAUGCAUUCUGAGGGUAUCAUGUCCGGGGAAUUGAAGCACGGUCCUUUAGCGAUGGUCGACAAAGUGUUGCCUAUUGUUAUGAUUAUUACGAAAGAUCGUCUUUAUCAGGUCAGUAUGCUAAGUGGAAAUGUCCCAACCCCCGUCUAUGGGAUAGUUACACCUACAAAUAAGUCUUUUUGGGGUGAAAGACGGGGGGAGGGGUGUGAGGAAAUCUUUACUCAUCUGUGACUGGUCAUUCUUAGAUGGAGACAAUCCUAACACUUUGUCCUUUUUGUUUACAGAAAGUUAUGAACGCUCUCCACGAAGUAACAGCUAGGCAGGUGAGUUUCUGGAAAACUCCAGUGUUACUACAGGAGGAAACCUAAACUAAACUAACUUUAUUUAUACUGGAUAGCUCUAUCAGUUCUAAACUGUUCUUCCUAGAGAUCCAGUAAGGAUCAUCUCUUAUUGAUCCAGUGUUACUACAGGAGGAAACCUAAACUAAACUAACUUUAUUUAUACUGGAUAGCUCUAUCAGUUCUAAACUGUUCUUCCUAGAGAUCCAGUAAGGAUCAUCUCUUAUUGAUCCAGUGUUACUACAGGAGGAAACCUAAACUAAACUAACUUUAUUUAUACUGGAUAGUUCUAUCAGUUCUAAACUGUUCUUCCUAGAGAUCCAGUAAGGAUCAUCUAUUAUUGAUCCAGUGUUACUACAGGAAGAAACCUAAACUAAACUAACUUUAUUUAUACUGGAUAGUUCUAUUAGUUCUAAACUGUUCUUCCUAGAGAUCCAGUAAGGAUCAUCUCUUAUUGAUCCAGUGUUACUACAGGAGGAAACCUAAACUAAACUAACUUUACUUAUACUGGAUAGCUCUAUCAGUUCUAAACUGUUCUUCCUAGAGGUCCAGUAAGGAUCAUCUCUUAUUGAUCCAGUGUUACUGCAGGAGGAAACCUAAACUAAACUAACUUUAUUUAUACUGGAUAGCUCCAUCAGUUCUAAACUGUUCUCCCUAGCGGUGCAGUAAGGAUCAUCUCUUAUUGAUCCAGUGUUACUGCAGGAGGAAACCUAAACUAAACUAACUUUAUUUAUACUGGAUAGCUCUAUCAGUUCUAAACUGUUCUUCCUAGAGGUCCAGUAAGAAUCAUCUCGUAUUGAUCCAGUGUUACUACAGGAGGAAACCUAAACUAAACUAACUUUAUUUAUACUGGAUAGCUCUAUCAGUUCUAAACUGUUCUUCCUAGAGAUCCAGUAAGGAUCAUCUAUUAUUGAACGCUGUAUUAUAAUUGUGUUUCCAGGGUCGUCCUAUCAUAUUAUGUUCCAAAGGUGACGAGGAAGUUAAGAAAUAUGCAUUCCGUCAUGUGGAAGUACCAGCGACAGUCGACUGUCUGCAAGGAAUACUCACUGUAAUACCACUACAGCUGCUCUCGUUUCACGUGGCCUGCCUUCGUGGUUAUGACGUAAGUAUUACGUGUUAUGACGUCAUAGUUGAAAUGGAGCUUUUGCAUGACACUUUAAGGACUAGUUACAAUAUGAGCAGGAGUGUUUUAUUAGGUUUAAAGACACGAGCGCGCAGCGCGAGUGGCUUUAGACCUAAUAAAACACGACCAGCGAGUUUAUUAAACGGCUUCAAACACGACUAUACAAAUUCAAUAGAUAUACCGCCUUAUUAGUAUUCUUUAUAUAAAAAAUACUAAUGAGGAUACGACAACAAUAUAUACUGCCUUAUUAGUGUUCUUUAUAUAAAGAAUACUAAUUAGGAGUGUUUUAUCAGGUUUAAAGCCACUGCACGUGACAUAUUAUAGUUGACAUGAUUUGCCAAUAAGCUUAUGAAUUAUUAAUGAGUGUUUGAAGGACUAGUUAAAAUAUGAGCAGCUGAUCUUUAUGGGAAUAAAGAUCAGUUGCGAAUUUUUUAACGUACUUGUAAAAUAAAUUUAUUUGUUUACUUUCAUGGGGACAAUCUCACACUUCAUUAGCAUGCUAUUAAAACUGACAUUAGUAUUGUUAACUUUCAUAAUCCAUGCUUCCAAUUAGUAUUGUUAACUUUCAUAAUCCAUGCUUCCAAUUAGUAUUGUUAACUUUCAUAAUCCAUGCUUCCAAUUAGUAUUGUUAACUUUCAUAAUCCAUGCUUCCAAUUAGUAUUGUUAACUUUCAUAAUCCAUGCUUCCAAUUAGUAUUGUUAACUUUCAUAAUCCAUGCUUCUCAAUUAGUAUUGUUAACUUUCAUAAACAUCCAUGCUUCUCAAUUAGUAUUGUUAACUUUCAUAAACACCCCUCUAACACGACUUUCUGAUCUUUAAUGCGGUUUACAAGUGUGCACAUGUGACCUAAUACCGCGUCGUGAUUUGUUUGUGGUCUUAUUAAUUAUUCAUGAAUUUUACAACAUUACACAAUGCCAUCCAGUCAUGAUCGAGUGACUGGAAGUGGUCUAUUAUGGCAAUUUUGAAACGCCUCAGUGUUCCAAAUCACUGCAAUCAAGUGACAUUCGCGUGUACUAUAUAUUCUUGUCAUUUUAGGUUGAUUGUCCACGAAAUUUGGCAAAAUCUGUGACAGUUGAAUGAGAAGUCUAGCAAUACCAGGCAGCAUUGUCAUUCACGCAGAAUAAAGUUAUAUAUACAUUCAGCAAAUUAAUCGCACGGCAAUCAGCGCACGAAUUUUAAUUUAUCUAUAAGGGUGCAUUCCCACUACUCAACGCUACUCAAAAUCAAGCUGAUUCAAUCACGUGAAGCACCAGUCUUCAAUAAUCGUCUGCAGAAUGUGCGACACAAUUUUACCACAAAAUGAACUAAAAUUUAUUAAAAGAUAUAAUUGCAUUGUACAGUAGUUCUAAACUGUGUUUAUAACACGUUACGACAAGCCAAUAUCGAG